UCACUUGUGCGCCCCGCCCCGUUGUCUCUCCGCUCAUUCAACGCGCGACUCCAGCACCAGCGAGGAGCACUUCGCCGAUCAUUGCCGACAACUUUACAACAAAUUAACGCGCGCCUAAACGUUCGUAACGAGCGUUGAGAAUUCCCCCCCAAACGGAACUAACAAAACAAGAAGAGGAAUUAUUGAGCCGUGAUAUUUAAAUUAAAAAACAAACUAAAUUUUGGUGUCAUUCGACACAAGCCGAGCAAGUCGAAGACGAGGAGGGAAUUUGACGACGAUCGUGACGACGACGACGAAGAACAAGAUGACGACGACGACUUCGCGAGGACUUUUGCUGUUCGUGGUCGCGGUGGUGGCGAUGUUCUGCGUGAGCGCGGCCCAGUCACCGUGCCCGGCGCCCAGCACGUGUCAGAGCGACACCUGCGUCGGCAUGCGGUGCCCGUAUAACGAGUUCACCUACUGCGAGAUGGACUGCAACACCUGCAAGCCCAAAUUCUUCGACCUGGAGAAGAAGGAGGAGAAGUGCGACAAACUGACGCUCAAGUGCCGCCUCAUGCACCUGGAGAUGGUGAAGAAGAAGAAGGGCUCCCGCAGCGGCGGGGCGCCCGACGGCGGCCGCCAGGACACGGACGAGCUCUACGACCCGGACUGCGACGCGCAGCAGCAGUUCAGGGCGAAGCAGUGCGACAACGGCACGGGGGAGUGCUGGUGCGUCAACAGCGCCGGGGUACGCAACACCGACAAGAGCAAGAGCGGCGUGGACUGCCCCAAGCUCGUGCUGUGCUCCCAAAUCGUGCUGGACUUCUUCUUGCCAAUGGAUCACAAACCCUCCGAGGAUGAGAAGAUUCAGAAUGUGCAGAAAGUAAAGGACAUUCUCGGAAAGAACUACUUCGUUAUUCCGGAUCAGUUCAAAAAUGUCCAACUGCUGGACACGCGGAACAUGAUCGUGACGCUGACGCAGAACGUGUCUGGGAACGUGGCUGACAUUGCGACAGUCGCCUACCUCGCGGAUAAACAACUGAAGGCGGGCAAGCUGCAGACGUCCGAGACUCCGCCGCAAACCAUAGAGGUGGACCCAGAUGCGCGCAAGCCCAUUGUGUGGUUCUACGACGAUGAGCCCCCACGCAUGAGCCCCUCUCGCAUGGCGCCCGGCAUCAUCGCCAUCAUCGUCAUCGCCGUGCUCGCCGCCGUCACCGCUGCCGUCAUCUUCUUUUGGUGGAAGAAGCAGCAAGGAACCAAGAAGUACAACCGUGCUCACAAGGAGCAGCAGGAACUGCAGGACGCUGCCUAAAUCUCCCGGCCGGGCUCGACUUCAGUUGGAGCCGCGGGGUGCUGCUUUGUUCGUGGCGGAGUGGGGGGGGGGGGGUCCCUUGACCCCGGAGCAGGGGUCGGGGUGGGGGGGAGGGAUCUGGUUGCGCUUUUCCGUAGCUGCGUUAACAGGUGCUUGGGUUUCUACUUAUUUUUUCAUUCAUUCGGCCCGAUUCUUGCGCUGGUGGAUACUGGCUUUUGAGCAAACAAGGCCCCUGCCCCCCCCCGCCAAACCUUGCUCUGCCAUAGCAGAGCAAGGUUUGGCGGGGGGGGGGGGGGCCUUGGUGAUGAGGAGUUACCGCUGGAGAUCCGCUUCCGUGGCGACGCGCAACGUGGGGCCGAUUUCACGCCGUCGUUUUUUUUUGCAUUGCCAUUAAAAAAAUAACAAUAAUGGCGUUUUUGUGCAACGUCUGAGCUUUUGCCGAUGUAGAAUUAUAGGCUCGCGUGUUAGCGCUGGAAACAUUUUACGCCUCAAAUUUACACUGUACUGUACUUCUUUCUCCUGCCGCGCCAUUUUGUAUGACUUUAUUUUAUAUAUAACUACAAAGUACGUGUUUGUAAAUAUGGAAAUACUGAGUAAGGCAUUGCGAUAAGGGGGGCCACACGUGUACACGCGUGCUCCUCUGUUUUUUUUUUUAAACAAUGCUUUUGUACACUGUUUAAAAAAAAUAUUUGCUCAGUCAUUUUUACGCCCAGUUCUGCUUAAAUGUUCAAUAAAGAUCUACGUACACAA
Molecule: messenger RNA, 2041 nt
Organism: Petromyzon marinus (sea lamprey)
Lineage: Eukaryota; Metazoa; Chordata; Hyperoartia; Petromyzontiformes; Petromyzontidae
Product: epithelial cell adhesion molecule-like
Cellular component (GO): membrane
Source: RefSeq, a predicted model, not a curated record